Molecule: messenger RNA, 1903 nt
Organism: Cucurbitaria berberidis CBS 394.84
Lineage: Eukaryota; Fungi; Ascomycota; Dothideomycetes; Pleosporales; Cucurbitariaceae
Product: FAD-binding domain-containing protein
Exons: 5
Coding region: 410-1903 (497 amino acids)
Molecular function (GO): FAD binding
Source: RefSeq, a predicted model, not a curated record
GCUUGCGUUGGUACACUAACCAGACUACCCGCUCACUUGCCAGUAAACGACGCCGGCCUUGCUUCCUCAUUGAUUGACGGAGUGUCGAAGCCGAUGUGCAUUAAUCAGGAAGAUGGUGCCUAUUCGUACCGACUCCGUAUCUUCCCUGCUUGGUAGUCUUGUCGUUAAAAGUCGUCUUGUACGAAAUAGGUGUCACUUCAUGCUGAUCGCGUCCAGCAUGGACUCGUCAGAUGCUAUUUACGCUCGCGUUCGGCAGUAAGAUAGAGACCAUGGACCAAGCCGUAUGACUCGAUAAUCAUAAUCGUGUGAACCUAGGGGCCCAUAAAGGCACCAUGGCCGACAUGGAAUCCUACAAUCCAAAGUCUUGGUUCUUCUCGUUGCCACUCGUUAGCCCGUAGGGCCUAUCAUAAUGCCUUCCUAUAAUGCUGCUUUUUACGCUUCUACAAUCUUCGCAUACUUGAUCCACUCAGUUGCGGCUAAUACCUGUUCCCAAGUUGGUGCGCUUGGACUCAACAUUAAACGUUCACCUUCGAUCGAAUACCUCACCGAGCAGAACAAUUAUUGGAGUACUGGAUGUGGAGCGUUGAAGCCAGCAUGUAUCCUCUACCCGAAGACCGCCAACGAGGUUUCGGCCAUCGUCCAGGUCUUGCACGAUAACAACGAAACCUUUGCUGUCAAGUCUGGAGGCCACAAUCCGAACGAAGGUUUCGCCAGCAUCCAAGGCGGUCCAUUGAUCUCUACAAAGGAGCUGAAUGAGGUGACGUUCGACUCUACGUCGAUGACUGUGCGUGUUGGACCGGGCAAUGACUGGGAAGACAUUCACAAGGCUUUGCAAGAUACCGGUGUCACUGUCGUAGGCGGAAGAAUCGGUGAGGUUGGAGUCGGCGGUUACGUUGUCGGCGGUGGUCUCAGUUUCUUAUCUGCUGAGUAUGGGUGGGCAGCUAACAAUGUUGUCGAGUUUGAGGUCGUGUUGGCCAAUGCUACCGUUGUCACUGCAUCUUCCAAGUCUCACCCUGAUCUGUACAAGGCGCUGAAAGGAGGCGGGAACAACUACGGCAUCGUAACGGCGUAUACAAUGGUCGCCCACCCUAUUGGCCAGAUUUGGGGAGGCAAUCUCAUGUUCAGCGGAGACAAGGCUCCGCAGAUGCUUGCAGCUGUGAGGAACUUUACGGAGAACUACCCAGACGAAAAAGCCGGCAUCAUCAUGACUGCCGAACUUACUGCUCUCGGUGCCGUUGACAUCUGGAUCAUGUUUCUCUUCUACGAUGGACCAACACCGCCGCCAGGCGUGUUCGACAUGUUCACUAAUAUCGGGCCAAUUGUCAACAACUGCAAGACCCGAAGCUACUAUGAUCUACUGAAAUACAACGACUUCGCCGUCGUCAAAGGUUCAAUCUACACCAUUACGACUGAGACAGUCCCACUGCCCAGCUUCGAGAAUGGCGCAGAAGUUAUGGGUGCAAUCUAUAACAACUGGAGAAAUACGACCAAGGGAAUCUUAGGAGUCGCAGGCGUCAUCGGCUCCAUUGCUUUCCAACCCAUCCCCAAGAGGCUCGCGCGAAAAGCUCGAGAGCUGGGUGGUGAUCUAAUCGACCUGGAUGACGAUGUGGACCGUAUUGUCAUCGAGUUCAACUACUCAUACUUGUUCGACAUCGAUGACAAGACAGUUGACCAAGCCACACAGCAGCUUUACAAAGGGACUCGCAAUCUCGUGACUGGGUUCCAGCAGAGUGGCAAGCUUCCUGAUGCGUAUCUGCCGCUGUUCAUGAACGACUGGUGCGAAAGCUAUUUCCGACAGGACUACUUCGCCCGGCUGCGAACUGCCGACUUUGCACGCGGCGUGAGGGAUCAAUACGACCCGUCUGGAUUCUUCCGCGAUCGCACCAAGGGCUGGAAGUUGUAG